Messenger RNA from Trichoderma harzianum CBS 226.95, 1144 nucleotides. RefSeq lists its product as hypothetical. The coding region runs from base 1 to 999 and encodes 332 amino acids. The transcript is spliced from 2 exons. NCBI's taxonomy places the organism in Eukaryota, Fungi, Ascomycota, Sordariomycetes, Hypocreales, Hypocreaceae. The record is from RefSeq and is a predicted model, not a curated record.
AUGUCUUCCGUCUUUUACAACAUGGAUAUGGAUCUCCCAGUCACCGGAAAUAUUGACAUGAUCAUGGACAGCCGGGACAUUCUCGCCCCAUUUGACCAUUUGGCAGAGGAGUCUGAUUCGGAAAUGUUUCUGGGAGACGACAACAAAGAGAACGAGGAGGUCAACGAGGAUACUCCCAAGUCUCAACCCCGUCCUAGCAAACGGGCCACCCGCCAGCCACUCUCGACAUCAACAAAGUAUCGUCUGGGGCCACGCAGAAAAUUGACCGAAGAAGAUCUCGACUUUGAGAUAUACAGAGACGAGACAGCUCAUGACCACCCCCAAUGGAGAAGAGAAUACUACGGCAGCAACCUCCCUGCCCUUGGCGAAAUCCACAACGGCAUGGCCGAAUACGUGUGGAACAUUGCCCAGGAAGAGCCCACCAAUCUUGAGCGUCUGGCCGCCGCCUAUGUCUGGGACGUGGACUGCGAUGCUCUGGAUACCUGGCUCUGGGUCCAAGACAAGGGCUACGAUCGCAACUGGACCGAGCACCAGAAGGAAAGAUUCGUCGAGUUCCUACAGUGGAUGAAGCCACUCAUGGAGAUAGCCAUGGUCGUUGCCGCUGUCGACCGCGAAGAGGCAGAACAUAUCGACGAGUGGAACAAUCAACUCAUACGGGGGCAAUUUGACAGCCUCGGCCUCCACAACCUUGACAUCACAAAGAGUACCCUGGCGCAAGUCACCUUUGUGCCCGUCGGAGAAGACGAGAACAUCCUCCACCGGGCUGACUUUACGGAGGAGGAUCAGGCUUGCAUAGAUGAGCAGUGGAACGGGCCUGGACGUUGGGCUCCUGGGGAAGAGGCGGUGCCUCCAUUGGAGAAAAUCCCUUCUCCGGCGGAGACUGAGUGGGAAUCUUCUGAGGAGGAAUCCGAAGAGGAGAGUGACGAGGAAGACGAGGAGGAGGAAGAGCCCUAUGAGAUUGAGCCGGGGUUUGAGGGGGAUGAUUUGAUUGCCUUUUGAGGCCAUUGGCGAUGAUAGACUGUUAUGAAUUAUGACAUUUGGAACAACAUUUGGCAGCGAUACCCGAUUGAUUUGGGAGUUAUUUGGUGUUUAUAUGGGAUUUGAUACCACAUUGGUUUAAAGAUACCCUAGCGUUGAUUUUGUC